UUUGGUAAUUUUUGGCGCUCUUCAAGCGGUCGCAUUAUCAAAGCUGUAACUUACAGUUACUUGUUUUUUUGCAAUAAUUUUUGCACGUUUUUUUCGUCUUUGUGCCAGUUAAAAAUUGUUUUUAAAACUAACAUAAUGGAACGCUACAAUCGCGUCUAUAGAGACCCCGCCUCCCCACUGGCACCCCUAACUCCGCGCACCACCGAAGCCUUUACCUUUGACGAUGUCACGCCCACUGUCGCCGCCCCCGGUAGGAAGGGUUCCACAAAAUAUGGACUUUUUGGGAUCCCGAAGGCCAAUAAUCUCACGGUUCCCUCAUCUCGGCCAGCCCCAGCUUCGAAACAGUUACCAAAUGCUAGUUUACAGCCCCGGCGUUUUUCACAGAAAUUCAUGCGCACACGAUCCGUAUUUUCGCCAACGAGUCAAAGUACCCUUCUAAAUGGAGGAUCAAGCACUCUGUCCGGCGAAUCCUGCAUUCCCGUGGAUGCCAAAUUGCGGACAAAGAGCGGGAGCAGGCCCAAACCGGAUAUCCGGCUGCUGCAGGAAACGCGGCUGAAGCAGGAGGCAUCGAGGUUGAAAGCGGAGAGGUCUAAGAUCAAGGUGGAGAACCCCAAGAGUCCCGUGCCACGCAUUGUCCAUCCACGCUACAAGCCCAGCUCCCCGGUGGAGCACCCCUCGUUGAGUCCGCGUGUAAAGUCCCUGCUCGAUCGCACUGGGAACGAGCAACUCACGGAGCUGUUCACCCGCCAGGAGAUCGACCUCGAGGUGCUCAUCCAAAUGACCCUGGAGGACUUGGCGGCGCUGGGCGUCCGCGGCGCUCGGGAGGUCAGACUGGCCCUGAACAUCAUCCAACUGGCCAAGCAGUUCUUUUAAUUUUAUUGUCACCCAUAGAGUUAGGCGAAUUUUUAAUGUUUUACUAUAUGUCAUGUGGAAUUUUCAUUUGUAUGUGAGAUUUUAAUAAAUGUUUAUUGUGGUCUUA
Messenger RNA from Drosophila biarmipes, 979 nucleotides. RefSeq lists its product as uncharacterized. The record is from RefSeq and is a predicted model, not a curated record. The transcript is spliced from 2 exons. NCBI's taxonomy places the organism in Eukaryota, Metazoa, Arthropoda, Insecta, Diptera, Drosophilidae. Bases 136 to 873 code for a protein of 245 amino acids. Gene Ontology annotation, molecular function: protein binding.